CUUAAAUCAUGCAUUUGAAUAUUGAACUGCUUUAAAAAUGGCGUUUAUAUUUGAAAAAAUAAUUCUUCUUCUUGCAAUUAAUUAUCAUUUAUUAUUAGCUCAAAACACAAGUCCUGUUGCUGUUCUUACAUGGAAUUUCCAUAAAGCGGCCCAAAAAGCGUGGUAUACGUUGUUUAAUGAAAAAAGAAGUGCUCUGGACGCAAUUGAGGAAAGUUGCAAUUUUUGCGAGAAUAAUGGUGGAGAAUGUCGUUGGGAAGUAGGUUUAGGAGGUUGUCCUAACGAAAAUGGAGACACUACAUUAGAUGCUCUUCUUAUGGAUGGAGUAACUAUGAACGUUGGAGCUGUUGGUGCAGUUAAAGAUGUAAAGAAUCCAAUAUCAAUUGCUCGUAAAGUUAUGGAAAAUACUGAUCAUACUUUACUCGUGGGUGAAAGUGUCACUCAAUUUGCCAAACAAAUGGGAUUUGAAACUCAAUCAUUAAAUACAGAAGAUUCAAAAGAAAAAUGGCAGAAAUGGAAAGAGAAUAGCUGUCAGCCUAAUUAUUGGAUGAAUGUUGUACCGGAUCCAGCAAACUCUUGUGGUCCUUAUACACCAAUUAAAGGGACAGAUAAGCAAGAGCAGAAGGUAUAUUCACCCAUAGAUAAUGAAAUACAUCAUGAUACAAUGGGUGUACUUACAUUGGAUGUUAAUGGAAAUGUAGCUGCUGGAGUAUCAACAAAUGGUUUAGAUUAUAAAAUUCCCGGUCGUCUUGGAGAUUCACCUGUUGCCGGUGCUGGUACUUAUGCAGAUGCGACUGUUGGUGCCGCCGCUUGUACUGGUGUUGGCGAUAUUUCACUCCGCUUUCUACCAAGUUAUACUGCUGUUGAAGCAAUGAGAAAUGGAGCAACACCUGCAGAAGCAGCAAAGAUUGCAGUCAAUAGAAUGGCGAAAUUUUAUCCAAAGCAUUCACAAGCCGUUAUUACAAUGAAUAAUAAAGGAGAAUAUGGAGUUUACUGUCAUGGAUUUCUUACAUUUAACUACAGUUUUCCUUACCAUGUCGCUAACGAAAAAUUAGGAGAUGCAACAUUAAUGUAUCAACCUUGUUUCAAUACUGCUCAUUUAUUUACCAACGACAGCAGAAAGUUAAUUUACAAUUACAUAUAAUAAUCGUGGUAUUCUUUUCAGAUCUCUCUUGAUUUAAAGAAGAAUUUUUUCUUAAAUUAACAUUUAAAAAAUUUUUAUUUUAUUAUUAUUAGUAUUUUUCAGAAAAAAAGAUUUCAAUUUUCAAGAAAAACAUUAAAAACCUAAAAAAUGUAUAUUUUGUUUCUACAAGUUUAAGAUGAUCGAAACUUUCUGUCAUAUCAUUACUUAAUUAUUCUUCACAUUACUUUUAUUUUUCUCAUUUUAUUUUACAUAACAUUCUAUUUAAAAAAAAACCAAGAGAAAAUCUUUCAAAGUUCAAUCACGUUUGUUAAAUGAUAAAUACACUCCAACAUUAUAAUAUAAAUUUUAUAAUAUAAUAGAAAUGUCAAAUAUGACGAGUGUAUAAUAAAUAAAUAAAUUUGAAAAAAUAA
Messenger RNA from Leptopilina heterotoma, 1551 nucleotides. RefSeq names its product N(4)-(Beta-N-acetylglucosaminyl)-L-asparaginase-like. Gene Ontology annotation, biological process: protein deglycosylation. Lineage: Eukaryota; Metazoa; Arthropoda; Insecta; Hymenoptera; Figitidae. The record is from RefSeq and is a predicted model, not a curated record. Bases 38 to 1141 code for a protein of 367 amino acids. Gene Ontology annotation, cellular component: lysosome. Gene Ontology annotation, molecular function: N4-(beta-N-acetylglucosaminyl)-L-asparaginase activity. The transcript has 5 exons.